This is a messenger RNA of Rattus norvegicus (Norway rat), 7313 nucleotides long. The record is from RefSeq and is a predicted model, not a curated record. Lineage: Eukaryota; Metazoa; Chordata; Mammalia; Rodentia; Muridae.
UAAUUUUUAAAUCAAUUACAGGACUCAAUGAGAAUAGCUUUUUUUAACCUGGGCACAGUGAUUCAUGCUUAUACUAACACUCAGGAGGCUGAGGCAAGUGGAUCUCUGUGAGUUCGAGUCCAGCCUGGUCUACAUAGUAAGUUCCAGGACAUCUAGGGAUACAUAGUGAGACCCUGUCUUGAAAACAACAACAGAAUAGUUUUCUUUCUCAUAAAAAGUAUCAGUUUUGGGGUUGAGAAUUUAGCUCAGUGGUAGAGCGCUUGCCUAGCAAGCACAAGGCACUGGGUUCGGUCCCCAGCUCCAAAAAAAAAAAAAGAAAAGAAAAGAAAAGAAAACGUAUCAGUUUUUCUGGACACAUACCUCAAUGCGAGAGUGCUUAUACAGCUAAGCUUAGCAAGUCUAGUAACACUGGCUUAGAUAUCCACCAACCUCUCCCUGAUUGCAGGUCGACUUGGCUUCCUAACAGAUGAUUAUUUGCUAAAACUAUAUCUGGGCGUGUAGACACGAAUGGAGACAUUGUAAAACCUCUUUGCUGUUUAUUUGCAGCCGGUGAGAGAUCCAUCUGGGCUCUCCAAACAAAACAAAACCUUGGCAGGUUGUUCCCAACCCACAAAAGAACAAUAGGAACGAUUCUGACAAGCUCACUGGGUCCUGUUUAAAAGCCCAGGCAGCUGCUGACCCUCCGUACAUCUCUCUCUGCGCAGAGAGAAAAUGCUCUUGCAGAGACCGUCCUGGCUCUGGCUGUACCUUAGAAUCAGUGUCGUUUUGGGUGUCCUUCUGGGACGUGAACCCAGCAUCCCUGAGCAGCAUGGGAAAAACAGCUGCUAUCAGCUUAACAGACUUUACUGCAGCUUCCACGAAGCAGAGAUGUACUGCCACGCCCAGAGAGGACACCUAGCCAACACUUGGAACCCAAAGCUACAGGACUUCCUACAGAACUCUCCCCAAAAGGAAACAGUGUGGUGGGUUGGGAUAAACCUAAAGCUGCCAAGAAAGCAGCCAGGGAUAACCCAGACAGGUAGGGCUCUGGUGUUGAGAGCCGCUGCCAAAAAGCCAGACGAGUGCACUUCCGUGGUCAAGCGCUCUAACGCUUUCUUCCCGAGAUGGGACCAGUGCUUAAAGAAGCAUCAUUUCAUCUGCCAGGCUGUCGCAGUCCCCCCUCAAGGUGCCAACAUUUGGAGAAACGAGCUUGAUCCUUGGAAACCCAUGAAAAAAAGAGGAGCUGAGUUAGAGAGACACAUGAUCCCAGGCGAUGGUCCCCCGUUAUCCAUGUGCCACCCACCCGCCCCUCCUGAGCUGUCUGAGAUACUGUGCUUCCCCAUCGACCCAGUUUCUUCAGUACUUCCAAAAGCCACACACAAGAUGACAAUAACAUCCCCAACCAGAAGCUCACAGGUGACAUCAGUAGUAACUGCAUCCAGCAGCCCACCACAGGUGACAUCAGACACACCUGCAUCCAGCAGCAGUCCACCACAGGUGACAUCAGACACACCUGCAUCCAGCAGCAGUCCACCACAGGUGACAUCGGACACACCUUCAUCCAGCAGCAGUCCACCACAGGUGACAUCAGACACACCUGCAUCCAGCAGUCUACCACAGGUGACAUCAGACACACCUGCAUCCAGCAGCCCACCACAGGUGACAUCAGACACACCUGCAUCCAGCAGCCCACCACAAGUGACAUCAGACACACCUGCAUCCAGCAGCCCACCACAGGUGACAUCGGACACACCUGCAUCCAGCAGCCCACCACAGGUGACAUCGGACACAUCUGCAUCCAGCAGCCCACCACAGGUGACAUCGGACACACCUGCAUCCAGCAGCCCACCACAGGUGACAUCGGACACACCUGCAUCCAGCAUCACACCACAGGUGACAACAGACACACCUGUAUCCAGCAGCCCACCACAGGUGACAUCAGACACACCUGCAUCCAGCAGCCCACCACAGGUGACAUCGGACACACCUGCAUCCAGCAGCCCACUACAGGUGACAUCAGACACAACUGCAUCCAGCAGCCCACCACAGGUGACAUCAGAUACACCUGCAUCCAGCAGUAGUCCACUACAGGUGACAUCAGACACACCUGCAUCCAGCAUCACACCACAGGUGACAUCGGACACACCUGUAUCCAGCAGCCCACCACAGGUGACAUCAGACACACCUGCAUCCAGCAGCAGUCCACCACAGGUGACAUCGGACACACCUGCAUCCAGCAGCAGUCCACCACAGGUGACAUCGGACACACCUUCAUCCAGCAGCAGUCCACCACAGGUGACAUCAGACACACCUGCAUCCAGCAGUCUACCACAGGUGACAUCAGAUACACCUGCAUCCAGCAGCCCACCACAGGUGACAUCAGACACACCUGCAUCCAGCAGCCCACCACAGGUGACAUCAGACACACCUGCAUCCAGCAGUAGUCCACUACAGGUGACAUCAGACACACCAGUACCAAACAGCCCACCAUGGCCAGUGAUAACAGAGGUCACCAGGCUUGAAUCCACAAUACCUACAGGAAGAUCUUUGGCAGACAUCACUUUAAAUGCAAAGGAAGACUCCCCCCCAGGAGUCAUCUCCACCCAUCCACAGAUGUCAUUUCAGAGUUCAACCAAUCAGGUCAUAGAGGAGACAGCAGGGAAGCUGAUCCUAGCAAAUCCUGCUUCUCAAGCUCACAGUGAAUUUCAGAAAGCUUGCAGCAUCCUCCAGAGGCUGAGAGACUUCCUGCCAACAUCUUCCACAUCAGCUCAGAGGAACAACAGUUGGAGCUCCCACACUCCGGCAGUCAGCUGCCCCUUCCAGCCUCUUGGAAGUCUACUAACAACCAAGAAAAACAGUCAUCAGAUGGCCCAGCAAGAUACUGAGCAGCGCCCCAUAGACGAAGCUUACACCGCAUUUGGGAUCAACUCAGAGGGACCAACAUUUACAAGUGAUGUUCGGCUACAGAGUGAGUUUGAGGUUGAAGACAUGCUGGAGACAUCCUUGAUGGCCCUGGGGGAGAUCCACAGAACAUUUUGCCAACAGAGUCUGUGUCCUCAGUCAGCAGUGACCCUGGCCUCCCCCACUGCUACUCUGGUGUUGAGCAGCCAGAAUGUGUCGUCGUUGCCUCUGAGCACCUACACUCUGGGGGAGCCUGCACCCUUGAGGUUAGGCUUCCCAUCAGCAGAAGCACUGAAGGAGCUCUUGGAUAAGCACCCAGGAGUGAACCUUCAAGUGACAGGUCUGGCUUUCAACCCUUUUGAGACUUCAGACGACAGUAACAUUGUGGGAAGCAUCGGGAAUGUGCUGUUGAGCUCUGAAUAUCAGUUGAUCCGAGUCCACGAUUUAAUAGAAGAUAUUGAGAUCGUGCUCUGGAGAAAUGCCAGCAUGGAGACUCAGCCCACGAGCCUCAACACAAGUACAGACUGUUUCACAAUCUCUGUGAAUAUCACUUCCUUGGAGAAAACCCUCAUUGUGACCAUUGAACCAGAAAGUCCCCUCCUAAUGACACUCCACCUGGGCUUCCAGGACAAGCCAGGCCACACUCACUUCUAUCUCAACAUCAGCCUGCCGAGGGGCCAGGUGUGGCAGAAAGAUGAGGAGUACACAUGGGUGCUGACACCAGAGAGCCUGUGGUAUGGCACUGGCACCUACUACAUAAUGGCUGUGGAGAAUAAAAGUGCAGAGACGGCGCAGCACACACCUGUCCUGGUCUCAGUGGUCACAGCUGUCACCCAGUGCUAUUUCUGGGACCGAUACAACAGGACAUGGAAGAGCGAUGGAUGCCAAGUGGGGCCGAAGAGCACCAUUUUAAAGACGCAGUGUCUCUGUGACCACCUGACCUUCUUCAGCAGCGACUUCUUCAUCGUGCCCAGGACGGUGGAUGUUGAAAACACCAUCAAACUUCUCCUUCAUGUGUCCAACAACCCUGUCGGCGUGUCGUUGCUGGCCAGCCUUUUAGGAUUCUAUAUCCUCUUAGCCACGUGGGCUUGGAGGAAGGAUCAAGCAGAUACGCAGAAGGUGAAGGUAACAGUCCUGGCUGACAAUGACCCCAGCUCUGCAUUCCACUACCUUAUCCAGGUCUACACUGGGUAUCGGAGGAGGGCUGCUACAACAGCCAAGGUCGUUAUCACCCUCUAUGGUUCAGAGGGGCACAGCGAGCCCCACCACCUUUGUGACCCACAGAAGACAGUUUUUGAGCGCGGAGCACUGGACGUUUUCCUUCUUUCCACUGGAUCCUGGCUGGGGGACCUGCAUGGCCUUCGUCUGUGGCAUGACAACUCCGGCAACAGCCCUUCCUGGUAUGUAAGCCAGGUGGUCGUCAGUGACAUGACCGUGAAGAAGAAAUGCCAUUUCCAGUGCAAUUGUUGGCUGGCCAUGGACUUGGGCAACUGUGAGCGUGACAGGGUGUUCACACCAGCCUCCAGAAGCGAGCUCUCUUCCUUCAGACACCUGUUCUCCUCCACGAUCGUAGAAAAGUUCACUCAGGAUUAUCUGUGGCUCUCAGUUGCAACUCGGCAUCCCUGGAACCAGUUUACAAGAGUCCAGCGGCUCUCCUGCUGCAUGACACUACUGCUCUGUGACAUGGUCAUCAAUGUUAUGUUCUGGAAGAUGGGUGGCUCCACUGCCAAGAGGGGUGAACGAUUAGGUCCACUUGCUGUGACCCUGUCAGAGCUGCUCGUCAGCAUCCAGACCUCCGUCAUCCUCUUCCCCAUCCAUCUGGUCUUUGGGCGGCUCUUCCAAUUGGUUCACCCACCAGAAGUCCUGCCCCCGCUUCCUCUCAGCCAGGCUGCCUGCCCUUCAGUUCUUGUUCGUGAGACCCCGUCUCUUACACAGGUGGUUAAGGAAUUAAAGGAAACUGUGGGAUUCCUGCUCAGGAGAAAUACACAUCUGCUCUCGGAGUGUGAACAGUCUUCCUGGAGUUCUUGUGACAUUAACACGCUAGUGAAGCUUUUAUCCGGCCUCGUUUACUCUCACUUAGAAGAUCAAGGCUGUCACCAGCAGACAGAAUCCCGCUGGGAAGACGGGGUGUCUGAAAGCCAUUCCCAUUUCUGCCGCUACCUUCUCCGUGUUCUGCAGAGCCUGAAACUGCGCUUAGGUGCUCUGGCUGCUGUCCAGGAACACCAGCCUUAUGACUUCUCAGAGGCAGUCAGCCAACUUCAAAACCUCCAGGAACUCCUGAGGACACAGACUCUUCCCAAGGAGCCAAGACCAUGCAGGCAUUCAACCAGUUUCCCCAUCCUAAACACAGAAGGAGGGAAGAAGCCUGUGCCGUUUUGCCUGUUCAGAUGGUUGAGAUACAGCUGCUGGCUCCUCCUCGGCGUCAUCAGCCUGACUUCAGCUUUUUUUAUAACGCUCUAUAGCUUGGAGUUGAGCAGAGACCAAGCCACCAGCUGGGUUAUUUCAAUGAUGCUGUCGGUACUCCAAGACAUCUUCAUCUGUCAGCCAAUAAAGGUGAUCUUCCUGACAUUGCUGUUCUCCCUGAUGGCGAACCAUAUGCCAUGGCUUACCAAAGACAAGGAACACCACGCCAGGAGAAUUGUAGCACUUUGGGCAAAGUGUCCUUCGUCGGCACCUGGCUUGAGAGACAAGAACAAUCCCAUCUACACUGCUCCAGCAAUGAACCACCUAGACAGGCGUACAAAGAAAGUCUGGAGGAAGCGGCUCUUCCUGCUGACCGCUGGCUCUCUGGUACAAAUCCUCUUCCUGACCCUGCUGAUGACUACCGUCUACUCUGCAAAGGACUCUAGCCGAUUUUUCCUCCAUCGAGCUGUCUGGAAGAGGUUUUCUCACGGCUUCUCAGAAAUCAAAGCUGUAGAGGAUUUCUACCCCUGGGCCAACCGCACCCUCCUUCCUAACCUGUACGGGGAUUACAGAGGAUUUAUCACUGACGGGAACUCCUUUCUCCUGGGCAAUGUUCUGCUUCGCCAGAUCCGAAUUCCUAAUGACACACACUCCCCAGUGUCUCUCCAUGAGCACAUGAACUCGUAUCCCCAGCAUCAGGAGGACAGAGAGAACUAUGGGGCUGGUUGGGUGCCCCCUGACACAAACAUCACAAAAGCAGACAGCAUUUGGCAUUAUCAGAGUCCGGAGUCGCUGGGAGGCUAUCCCAUCCAAGGGGAAGUGACCACUUACUCAGGAGGAGGCUAUGUUGUAAGACUUGGAAGAAACCACAGUGCUGCAACCAGGGUUCUGCAGCAUCUGGAGCAGAGGCACUGGCUGGAUCACUACACGAAAGCCCUCUUUGUGGAAUUCACGGUCUUCAAUGCUAACGUGAAUCUGCUCUGUAUGGUGACACUCAUCUUGGAAUCCAGUGGUGUGGGGACUUUCUUCACCUCCCUGCGGCUGGACAGUUUAACGUCCCUUCAGUCAUCAGAGAGAGGCUUUGCCUGGAUUAUCUCACAAGUUGCCUACUACCUACUUGUCUGUUACUAUGCCUUCGUCCAGGGCUGUCGGCUGAAGCGGCAGGGCUUGGCGUUCUUCACCAGGAGAAGAAACAUUCUGGACACAAGCAUAAUCCUCACUAGCUUCAGCAUCCUGGGGCUCAACAUGCAGAGUCUCUCUCUGCUUCAUACAAACAUGCAGCAGUACCGCCGAGACCCAGACGGAUUCAUCAGUUUCUCUGAGGCGCUGAGAGUGAACUCUGUGGCCACUCACCUCAUGGGCUUCCUGCUUCUGUUUGCAACAGUGCGGGUGUGGGACCUACUGCGACAUCAUGCCCGGUUACAGGUCAUCAACAAGACACUGACCAAGGCCUGGGAUGAGGUGCUGGGCUUCAUAAUGAUCAUCAUGAUCCUGCUGAGCAGCUACGCCAUGACCUUUAACCUGUUGUUCGGAUGGAGCAUCUCUGACUACCAGAGUUUCUUCAGCUCUGUAGUAACUGUGGUUGGCCUCUUGGUGGGAAUUCCUAAGCACAAGGAGGUUGUUGCUCUUUCCCCAGUCCUGGGCUCCUUUCUGGUUCUCAGUAACAUCAUCUUGAUGGGACUUGUCAUCAUUAAUCUUUUUGUUUCUGCCAUUCUCAUUGUCUUUGGAAAAGAAAGGAAGGCCUGUGAGAAAGAAGCUACACUGACAGAUAUGUUACUACAGAAACUCUCAAGUCUGUUAGGAAUCCGCCAGCACCAGAAACCUGCAUCUGAGAAACAUGCUGACAGCACUGGCUCCUCAAAUCUCCGGGAAAGAUCAUCAAAGUCUAUGUCCUCUGACGCCGAGGUACUGGCUCCGGCAGAUGCGGUCGGGAGUGUGUCUGGCACCGAUGGCAACUCUGGCAGUACAAAGGUGUUGUAGUUAUCCACAGGUCUGGAAGGGGGCUUUGCAGGAGCUUCUGGCUUGGGUCC